Molecule: messenger RNA, 2454 nt
Organism: Mesitornis unicolor (brown roatelo)
Lineage: Eukaryota; Metazoa; Chordata; Aves; Mesitornithiformes; Mesitornithidae
Gene: MAMDC2
Product: MAM domain containing 2
Exons: 13
Coding region: 1-1986 (661 amino acids)
Cellular component (GO): membrane
Source: RefSeq, a predicted model, not a curated record
AUGAGCUCUGUGGUCAAGUGGAAUGAGAUUAAAGAAGAAGAAAUGCGUGCUCUGGCGAGUCUGAAGAGGAUAGGACAUUACAUUUCUGUGGAUACAUCUUACGAGGGUGAGAAAGCAGUGCUGUCCAGCCCUGAGCUGUACUCAGAGGAGUGGAGCUGUGUCAGGCUGAUUUAUCAGAUAGCAACUUCAGAGACUUCAGCGACUUCACCCGAUCCUGCCAGGCUCAACCUGUACCUGAGGCAGGAAGGAGAGAGCUUUGAUCAUUUGCUGUGGUCAGCCAAGGAGCCUUCUGAUAGCUGGCUCAUAGCUAGCUUAGAUUUAAAGAACAGCACAGAGAAGUACAAGAUUGUACUGGAAGGUGAAAUGGGACAAGAUAAAUCUGCCAGUAUAGCAGUUUUUGAAAUUAAAAUAACUUCUGGAUAUUGUAUUGAAUGUGACUUUGAAGAAAAUCAUCUUUGUGGCUUUGUGAACCACUGGAACCCCAAUGUCAACUGGUUUGUUGGUGGAGGGAACAUUCGCAAUUCUCAGUCUGUCCUGCCCAAAGACCACACGCUUAACAGUGAGCUGGGUCACUACAUGUAUGUGGACUCUGUUUACAUCAAGCAUUUUCAGGAAGUGGCCCAGCUCAUCUCACCAAAAACUACAUCCCCACUGUCUGGCUGUUUAUCUUUUUAUUAUCAGCUUAAGCAGGAGAGUAGCAUUGUUUUCACCGUUUACUUGAGAGACACGAGUGGCUUUUAUGAAGAGAUCUGGAAAACAGACAGUGCCCUGAGCGCGGACUGGGCUCUGGCAGAAGUUGACUUCAAUGCACCAUACCCCAUGGAGGUAAUAUUUGAAGUCGCUUUCAAUAGUGCCAAGGGAGGUUACGUUGCCCUUGAUGACAUUUCUUUCUCUCCAGCUUACUGCAGCAAUCAGACAGGAACUCCUUUCAAUCCUGCCCAGGCAGGCUGCAAUUUUGAGGAAGAUCUCUGUAAUUUCUACCAGGAUCACAAAGAUGGUCCAGGAUGGAGCAGAGUGAAAGUGAAGCGUAAUGUGUAUAGAGCAGGAGAUCACACUACUGGGUUUGGUUACUUCUUGUUGGCGAACACAAAGUUUACAUCGCAGCCUGGGUACAUUGGACGUCUAUAUGGCCUGACGCUGCCAGGAAACUUGCAGUUUUGUCUGCGUUUUUAUUAUGCCUUAUAUGGGUUUUUCCAAAUGAGUGGUACUCUCACUGUUUAUAUCUUUGAGGAGAAUCAUGUUGUUCAAGAGAAAAUCUGGUCCGUCUUGGACUCUCCAAAGGGAGUUUGGACGCAAGCAGAAAUCUCCUUCAAAAAGCCUAUGCCUUGCAAGGUUGUCUUUGUCAGCUGGUGUAAGAGCUUCUGGGACUGUGGACUUGUGGCACUGGAUGAUGUAUCAUUGAGCCUGGGAAGCUGCCAGGCUGCUGAUCUGUUGCUGCCCAAUCCUGGAGAGUGUACUUUUGAAAAAGAUGAGUGUAUUUUUACCCAGAAGAAGAGAGGUCGUGGGAGUUGGCACAGGAGGAGGGGUCCAACUCCCACUUCAUACACCGGACCGAAAGGAGACCACACUACUGGGGUAGGAUACUACAUGUAUAUAGAAGCAUCCGACAUGGUCUAUGGACAGAGAGCAUACCUAGUUUCAAGAUCACUAAGGGGAACCUCUGGAAAACAGUGUUUGACAUUUUUCUAUCACAUGUAUGGAGCUGGGACUGGAUUACUAAGUGUUUAUCUAAAAAAGGAAGGUGAUGAUGAAGAGAUUCCUUUGUGGAGGAGGACAGGGGAACAAAGCAUCUCAUGGCUAAGGGGAUUGAUAGAAUAUGAAAGUGAUAGAAACUACCAGAUUAUUUUUGAAGCAAUCCGUGGUGUGUCAAUGAGAAGUGACACUGCUAUUGAUGAUAUUCUGUUCCAGGCAGGACCCUGUUUAGAAGUGGAAGAAAUUCAAUUCUCAUCAGGCUAUCCUGACAGUUUAAACGAAAUUGAGUAUUAAAUAGUCUGCUGAAAGGAAUGAAGUGCAUAGAAGAUUUGAAUGUGAGAAACUGCACAAACUGCCUAUUUUAAAACGUGUUUUAGGUAAAUACUGGACUGGUUUGAAUAUGUACCAACGUAUAGGAAGAACUCAGAGCACUCAUGUUCCUCGCCUUUGCAAUGAAAUUAUUGACUCAGGGCUUCUUAGACUGUUUUUUAAUUAUUUUUUUUUCUCUUUUGCAUGAGGUAUUAGUUAUUACAUAAAGGCUUCCCAUUUUGCACAGAUCAUUCAUUUUAAUGCUGUUUUUUUUUUCUUUUUAACCUUUCUGGUAUAUAGGUAAAAAGAGGAAAGUAAAGGUACACAAUUUAAAUCCAGUAUUGUGUUAUCUUAAAUCUGCAUUCAGUGAAUGUUUUGUGUUGGGUACCAAACGGAUUUUUGUUAAGGAAAUUAUAACUAUUUUGAAAUAAUAAAGAAAAUAGCAUUAGCUAC